AGAGCAUUCAAAGAGGAGGCGGAGGAGCGUGCAUUCAAAGAGGAGGAGGGAGAGGAGCGCACAUUCGAGGAGGUGAAAGAGGAGGAGGCAGAGGAGCGCGCAUUCAAAGAGGAGCAGAGAGCAUUCACGGCGGAGGAGAGAGCAUUCACAGCGGAGCAGAGAGCAUUCAAAGAGGAGGCGGAGGAGAGAGCAUUCACAGAGGAGCAGAGAGCAUUCACAGAGGAGGCGGAGGAGAGAGCAUUCACAGCGGAGCAGAGAGCAUUCAAAGAGGAGGCAGAGGAGAGAGCAGUCACAGAGGAGGCGGAGGAGCGAGCAUUCACAGCGGAGCAGAGAGCAGUCACAGAGGAGGCGGAGGAGAGAGCAUUCACAGCGGAGCAGAGAGCAGUCACAGAGGAGGCGGAGGAGAGAGCAUUCACAGAGGAGCAGAGAGCAUUCAAAGAGGAGGCGGAGGAGGCGGAGGAGCGAGCAUUCACAGCAGAGCAGAGAGCAGUCACAGAGGAGGCGGAGGAGAGAGCAUUCACAGAGGAGCAGAGAGCAGUCACAGAGGAGCAGAGAGCAGUCACAGAGGAGGCGGAGGAGAGAGCAUUCACAGAGGAGCAGAGAGCAUUCAAAGAGGAGGCGGAGGAGGCGGAGGAGCGAGCAUUCACAGCAGAGCAGAGAGCAGUCACAGAGGAGGCGGAGGAGAGAGCAUUCACAGAGGAGCAGAGAGCAGUCACAGAGGAGGCGGAGGAGAGAGCAUUCACAGAGGAGCAGAGAGCAGUCACAGAGGAGGCGGAGGAGAGAGCAUUCACAGCGGAGCAGAGAGCAUUCAAAGAGGAGGCGGAGGAGAGAGCAUUCAAAGAGGAGGCAGAGGAGGAGGCAGAGGAGCGAGCAUUCACAGAGGAGCAGAGAGCAGUCACAGAGGAGGCGGAGGAGAGAGCAUUCAAAGAGGAGGCAGAGGAGCGUGCAUUCAAAGAGGAGGCAGAGGAGCGUGCAUUCAAAGAGGAGCAGAGAGCAGUCACAGAGGAGGCGGAGGAGAGAGCAUUCACAGAGGAGCAGAGAGCAGUCACAGAGGAGGCGGAGGAGAGAGCAUUCACAGCGGAGCAGAGAGCAUUCAAAGAGGAGGCGGAGGAGAGAGCAUUCAAAGAGGAGGCAGAGGAGGAGGCAGAGGAGCGAGCAUUCACAGAGGAGCAGAGAGCAGUCACAGAGGAGGCGGAGGAGAGAGCAUUCAAAGAGGAGGCAGAGGAGCGAGCAUUCAAAGAGGAGGCAGAGGAGCGUGCAUUCAAAGAGGAGCAGAGAGCAGUCACAGAGGAGGCGGAGGAGAGAGCAUUCACAGAGGAGCAGAGAGCAGUCAUAGAGGAGGCAGAGGAGAGAGCAUUCACAGCGGAGGAGCGAGCAUUCAAAGAGGAGCAGGCGGAGGAGCGAGCAUUCAAAGAGGAGCAGGCGGAGGAGAGAGCAUUCAAAGAGGAGCAGGUGGAGGAGAGAGCAUUCAAAGAGGAGCAGAGAGCAGUCACAGAAGUGGAGAACAGGGAAGAGGAGGAAGAAGUAGAUGGGAACACUGACCCAGGAGAGAUCUCCAACCCAGGUUCAGACAGUGAGCCCAGUUCCACAGCAUCAGGAAACCAUAAACAACACAGACAGAGGAACUCAGGACAGAAACAUCACCACUGCAUGGACUGCUUCACUAGUUUCUAUGAUCCAGAGGAGAUGAGAAGGCACACUUGUAGGCCCCGCCCCUGCUCAGAUUGCAAAGGCAGCUUUAUUUGUCCAAUUCACCUCAAAUCAAAACAGACUCAAAAAAGGAUUAUGACAUACCCGUGUGGUCAAUGUGAGAAGAUAUGUGAAACACCAAGCAAACUCAAGACGCACCAGAUAACUCACACAGGAGAGAAGCCAUACCACUGCUCUGUUUGCGGAAAGGGUUGCAGUCAUUCAGAUCAACUAAAGACACACCAGAGAACUCACACAGGAGAGAAGCCUUAUCAUUGCUCCCAAUGUGGAAAGAAUUUCAGUCAGUUAUCUACUCUGAGAAAACACCACCUAACUCACACAGGAGAGAAGCCUUACCUCUGCUCUCAUUGUGGGAAGAGUUUCCGUCAGUUAGCCAACCUAAAUGCACACCAGUUAAUUCACACAGGAGAGAAGCCAUACCACUGUUCUCAGUGUGGGAAGGAUUUCAGACAUCCAAGAGACUUAAAGUCACACCAGAGAACUCACACAGGAGAGAAGCCUUACCACUGCUCCCAAUGUGGGAAGAGUUUCAGUCAGUUGUCAACUUUGAAAAAACACCAGCUAACUCACACAGGAGAGAAGCCUUACCUCUGCUCUCAAUGUGGGAAGAGUUUCAGCAGGUUAUGUGAAAUGAAGGCACACCAGCUAACUCACACAGGAGAGAAGCCUUACCACUGCUCUCAAUGUGGGGAUAGUUUCACCAGUUUAUAUUUCCAAAAGAAACACCAGCUGAUUCACACAGGAAAAAAGUCAUUUCACUGCUCACAGUGUGGGAACAGUUUUAGUCAAUCAUCAACUCUGAAGACUCAUCAGAUAACUCACACAGGAGAGAAGGCCUUCCACUGCCGUCAGUGUGGGAAGAGUUUCAGUCAUUUAUCAACUCUGAAGACUCAUCAGAUAACUCACACAGGAGAUAAGCCUCACGUCUGCUCUCAGUGUGGGAAGAGUUUCAGUCUGGUAGGAAACCUUAAGCGACACCAGCUAUCCCACACAGUAGAGAAGCUUUACUGUUGCUCUCAUUGUGGGAAGAGUUUCAGUCAAUCAUCAGCUUUAAAGAAACACCAGAGAACUCACAAGGAGGAGGCGGAGGAGAGCGCAUUCAAAGAGGAGGAGGCGGAGGAGAGCGCAUUCAAAGAGGAGGAGGCGGAGGAGAGAGCAUUCAAAGAGGAGGAGGAGGCGGAGGAGAGAGCAUUCAAAGAGGAGGUGGAGGAUAGAGCUUUCAAAGAGGAGGAGGCAGAGGAGAGAGCAGUCACAGAAGUGGAGAACAGGGAAGAGGAGGAAGAAGUAGAUGGGAACACUGACCCAGGAGAGAUCUCCAACCCAGGUUCAGACAGUGAGCCCAGUUCCACAGCAUCAGGAAGCCAUAAACGACACAGACAGAGGAACUCAAGACAGAAACAUCAUCACUGCAUGGACUGCUUCACUAGUUUCUAUGAUCCAGAGGAGAUGAGAAGGCACACUUGUAGGCCCCGCCCCUGCUCAGAUUGCAGUGGCAGCUUUAUUUGUCCAACUCACCUCAAAUCAAAACAGACUCAAAAAAGGAGGAAGGUGUACUCAUGUGGUCAAUGUGGGAAGAGAUUUCAAACACCAAGCAAACUCAAGACGCACCAGAGAACUCACACAGGAGAGAAGCCAUACCACUGCUCUGUUUGUGGGAAGGGUUUCAGUCAGUCGAACCAACUAAAGACACACCAGAGAACUCACACAGGACAGAAGCCUUACCACUGUUCUCAGUGUGGAAAGAGUUUCAGUUGGUUUCACAGCCUGAAGACACACCAGAUAACUCACACAGGGGAGAAGCCUUACCACUGCUCGCAGUGUGGAAAGCAUUUCAGUCUGGUAGGAAACCUAAAGAGACACCACCUAACCCACACAGUAGAGAAGCCUUACCGCUGUUCUCAUUGUGGGAAGAGUUUCAGUCAGUUACACCAUCUAAAGACACACCAGUUAAUUCACACAGGAGAGAAGCCAUAUCACUGCUCUCAAUGUGGGAAGAGUUUCAGUCAUCCAAAAGACUUAAAGUCGCACCAGAGAACUCACACAGGAGAGAAGCCAUUCCACUGCUCCCAAUGUGGAAAGAGUUUCAGUCAGUUAUCAACUCUGAAAAAACACCAGCUAACUCACACAGGAGAGAAGCCUUAUCACUGCUCUCAAUGUGGGAAGCGUUUCACCAGGUUAUAUCAACUGAAGGCACACCAGAUAACGCACACAGAAGAGAAACCUUACCAUUGCUCUCAAUGUGUUGAUAGUUUCACCAGUACAUAUUUCCUAAAGAAACACCAGCUAAUUCACACGGGAGAAAAGCCAUUCCACUGCUCCCAGUGUGGGAAGAAUUUCAGUCAUUCAUCAACUUUGAAGACACAUCAAAUAACUCAUUCAGGAGAGAAGACUCACCACUGCUCUCAGUGUGGGAAGAGUUUUGGUCAUUCAUCAACUCUCAAGACACAUCAGAUAACUCACUCAGGAGAGAAGCCUCACCGCUGCUCUCAGUGUGGGAAGAGUUUCAGCCAGUCAUCAACUUUGAAGAAACAUCAGAGAACUCACUCAGGAGGAAAGCUAUGUCAUCAGAGCUGAAGACACUUAGCUUAUUCACAUAGGGGAGAAGCCUAAACUCUGCUGUCAAUAUGGGGAUAGUUUCACCAGUUUAUAGUAAUAAAAUAUAACACCAACUGAUUAUGACUAACAAUACCUUACCUGGUUAUUUAAAUGGAGUUAAAACUCGCAAAGGAGUGUGGAACAUGCUGUCUGUGUGGAAAGCUUCCGUCGGUCAUCAGAUUUGAAGACACAGCAUUUAACUCGCACAGUAGAGAAGCCUUACUGUGUUCGGGAGUUGUUUGAAUAUUGUUUAUUGAAAUGAAGCUGCUAUGUUCUGGGGUGGCAGGGUAGCCUAGUGGUUAGAGCAUUGGACUAGUAACCGGAAGGUUGCAAGUUCGAAUCCCCGAGCUGACAAGGUACAAAUCUGUCAUUCUGCCCCUGAACAGGCAGUUAACCCACUGUUCCUAGGCCGUCAUUGAAAAUAAGAAUUUGUUCUUAACUGACUUGCCCGGUUAAAUAAAGGUAAAUAAAAAUGUUCACAAUAAGCCAUUAUCAUCAUGUCACUUUUUCAGGAAUCACCAAAAAGUCAGCACUGCAGAGAAAAGGCAGUUUUACAGAAACUGUAUGUGUUUUGUUGGUGCUUAAAACAGACAUGGCUUGUCGAUGUCAGUAUGUCCACUAUACAGCUGUCCUUUUGGGAAUGCAAUACUUUCUAUACCAGCAGACCUUCCGCAGCCACAACGGACAAUUCAGUGAAGUUGUAUUUGCCAUUGUGGAAUCCAUAGCUAAUAUCUGUCCAUAGAGAAUCCUCAGUAAUCAGACAUCAUAUAUUCUAGUUGGAUUUCUAUAAUCACAUUUUUUUUUUAAAGUUGAAAAAAAUUAUAUAAUUUAGUAACAAAAAAUGUAUGCAACAAAAACUUCUAAUUAGAGGAAUAUAACCAAAAAAUGAAUAAACAUAUAUUGUAUUUCAAUUACUAUG
Molecule: messenger RNA, 5224 nt
Organism: Oncorhynchus masou masou (cherry salmon)
Lineage: Eukaryota; Metazoa; Chordata; Actinopteri; Salmoniformes; Salmonidae
Product: zinc finger protein 850-like
Exons: 4
Coding region: 1651-4284 (877 amino acids)
Source: RefSeq, a predicted model, not a curated record